GUUACUCCCUCAAAACUGUUUGAGCCAAUGGCCCCCCAAAACUGAAAAAACCUCUUUUUUUUUAUCUGCAACUCUCUCUCGAUGUUAGAAGCGUUUCUCUUUGCCACUUCCCUGCAACAGAGAAUAGAAAACCGUUUCUAGGGUUUGGCAGAUUCAACAAUUCUUCUCUUUCAUCAAUCGCACUUGAAUCUCACAUACAGACUCUCUCUCUCCAAGCAAUCAUCAUAUUCUUUAAUUUGCUCAACGUCGUCGUAUUGCUGGUCCAAGUACUUUCUGAAGUCUAAUUCUCCAUUUCUUUACAUUUGCUCCAAUCUUGUUGCUGCCUUCCGCUAAUUGGAGCUGCUUCGUUCUUUAUUUUGCGGUUCAAGUUCAAAAGUUUACGAGGUUUUAUUUGAAGUCCUGCAAAGGGUUUUUGCUUUUUUGAAUUUUGAAGUUUCUUUUUUGUUUUUCUUGUUUUAGCCCUGGUAAAGAACAGUGCUUUAGGGUAUCUUGUUGUAUAUAUUUUUCUGGUGGGGUGGGUGGUGAGAAGGCAUUCUUGAGGGAGGAUAUGAAUAGUGUAUUCAGUGAGCAGAUACUUGCAGACAAGCUCUCGAAGCUCAACAGCACCCAGCAAUGCAUUGAAACUUUGUCACAUUGGUGUAUAUUUCACCGAAGCAAAGCAGAACUGGUUGUUGCAACAUGGGAUAAACAAUUCCAUAAUGCACAGAUGGCUCAGAAAGUUCCGCUCUUGUAUCUUGCAAAUGACAUCCUACAGAACAGUAAGCGUAAAGGAAAUGAGUUUGUUUCUGAGUUUUGGAAGGUUCUUCCAGCUGCGCUCAAAGUUGUUAUUGAGGAAGGCGAUGAUCAUGGAAAGACUGUUGUCUCUAGAUUAGUUGGAAUAUGGGAAGAGAGGCGAGUAUUUGGGUCUCGUGCCCGGAGCCUCAAAGAACUAAUGCUUGGGGAAGAAGUGCCUCCACCCUUGGAAUUCAACGGCAAGAAGCGCUCACGUUCAGUCAGAAUUGUAAAAAGAGAUUCACGCUCUAUCAGAACGAAACUUUCCAUUGGUGGUCCAGCUGAGAAGAUCGUAUCUGCAUUUCACUCAGUGAUCAGUGAACAUCCCACUGAAGAUGCUGAGAUGAGUAAAUGCAAAUCUGCAGUUCAUCGUGUAAGGAAGUUGGAGAAAGAUGUUGACAUAGCCUGUACUAAUGCAAAGGAUCCAAAGCGGAAAACUUUAUCAAAAGAACUAGAGGAGGAAGAAAUUUUUUUGAAGCAAUGUAUUGAAAAACUUAAAUUAGUUGAAGCAAGUAGAGUAGCGCUUGUAUCUCAAUUAAAAGAAGCUCUGCAUGAACAGGAAUCUGAACUGGAGAAUGUUCGGACUCAUAUGCAGGUAGCACAGGCACAGGCAGAAGAAGCCACAAACAUGCGAAAUCGACUCAAUGAUGAAGAUUAUGUAUUUAAACCAUCAAGUGCGACUAGUCCACCGACUGAUGGAAAUUCUAAAGGGGGACAAACACCUAGGAAAUCAGCUGCCGCCAUUGCUGCUUUGGUUGCAGACAAGCUUGCUGCUUCUAACAAGCUUGCUGCUUCUAGUUCUUCUCAAUUGAUUAUGACUUCUGUUCUUUCUACUUUCGCUGCUGAAGAAGCGAAGAAUGCUGGUCUGACAAAGCCAUCCACGUCUUCAAAUUCAUUCACAUCCAUGCCCAAGAGUUCGGGGACUGAUUCAAUGUCCAAACCUGAAAUGUCCAUGCCAGUUUCAGAUGCCAAUGUUUUUAUGUCAGCACAGCCGCCUGCUGUGCCGCCAAACCAUUCAUACCAAUCAGCAUUGGUUCCCCAACCUCCGAAUCAAGCCCCCACCUCUCAAGGUCAAUUUCACAUGCUUCCAAACCCACCCUCCCAACAAUAUUUACAGCCAGCAGGAGGGGUCAUGAGCUCAUAUGGUUAUGGGAGCAUUCCACCUUUGCCUCUAGGACCACCACCUCCCCCACCUCAUAUGGUGAGUCCAAUGGUGCCUUUGACUCAACAGCCAUUGCAAAUGAAUCAACAGGCCGUACAAAUUACCCAGCAGCAACCAAUACCCUUAACUCAGCAACCUCCAGCUCCUAGUUUCCGGCCACUUCAGCCACCCGGAAUGGUGUAUUAUGGUCAUCCUCAUAAUUCUCAGUGAAUUUGAAUUAUUUAGGUAGACAGUAUAACCAAUGUGAAAUUUGAAUUACUUAGGUAGGAAGCAUAACCAAUGUGAAAUUUUGAGG
This is a messenger RNA of Prunus mume (Japanese apricot), 2228 nucleotides long. NCBI's taxonomy places the organism in Eukaryota, Viridiplantae, Streptophyta, Magnoliopsida, Rosales, Rosaceae. The record is from RefSeq and is a predicted model, not a curated record.